AUGAGUCUUAAUAAUGUACCAGAUCCGACACAUGAUGAAUUAUCGAAAAUUGGAUUAGCUUUGCAAAAACUCUGGGAAUUGGAUCGAAAUAGAUUAGAACCUGGUGUUGAUCGGGUGGAUAUUAAAAAUCAUGAAUAUGGCACUGUUCAUGAAAUAGACGAACAUCAUGCGUCAAAACCUUUAUUUAACCAUGUGGAUAGGAAAGUUAAUAAUAUACCAACUUAUAAAUUUUUUUACGCGCUACUUGAUAAUUACAUUCCUCAAACUGGAAUUCCUGAAGUUGUUGAUGAUCAUGAAUUAAAAGAGAAUAUUCGAUUUAUAAAGGCAUGUUUAGAAACUGGUCCAAUGCUUUAUGCAUUUAAGUAUCUCAAAUCGAAAGGGGCUGUGAAAGGAACUAUCGAAGAUUUUGAAAAAGAACUUCAUAAAAUAUGGUUUCAUAUGUACAGAAGAGAAGGGUAUGGUGAAGAUUCUAGCGCUUUUGAGCAUGUUUUUUUGGGUGAGGUUAGAAACGGUGAAGCAAAAGCAUUUCAUAAUUGGAUUACAUUUUACUUCUAUGAAAAAGUUGGUAGAAUGUCUUUUGAAUCUCUUAUCCCGUUAAAGGAAGGACAUCAUAAACACGUUAAUCCUAGUGGAAAUGAACACGUAAUCCUCUUACGAUUCUCUUUCGAAGGUGCUAAAAAACCUUUCUCCACAUCAUUCAUCGGUACUUCGCCUGAAUUUGAAUUAGCAAUGUAUACCAUGCUUUUUCUGCUUAAUCAUUCAAAUACUCAUGUAGUAUUGGAUGAUGCCAAUUUGAAUAUUAAAAUUUAUCCUUUCAAUCAAAAUAAUAUUAAAUUUAUUGGACAAGUCUUAAGACCAGAACUGGACCAGACUGAACCAGACCGAACUGUUAAACAUAUACAACAGUUCGGAACACUAGUUUGGGAUCGAGAAAAAUAA
Messenger RNA from Scutellospora calospora, 939 nucleotides. The record is from the annotation of a GenBank genome assembly. Lineage: Eukaryota; Fungi; Glomeromycota; Glomeromycetes; Diversisporales; Gigasporaceae.